Saccostrea cuccullata (small rock oyster) is the source of this 1371-nucleotide messenger RNA. Its product is annotated as E3 ubiquitin-protein ligase TRIM45-like. The record is from RefSeq and is a predicted model, not a curated record. The transcript has a single exon. The coding region runs from base 43 to 1371 and encodes 442 amino acids. Gene Ontology annotation, molecular function: zinc ion binding. NCBI's taxonomy places the organism in Eukaryota, Metazoa, Mollusca, Bivalvia, Ostreida, Ostreidae.
AAAGUUACACUGCCACUGGGACUUCAGGAAUAAGUGUGUUAAAUGGCUGAGUCAAAAAACGAAACCACUGUCGAUAACCCUGAGAGUGAUCAAUGUCAUUGUCCGAUAUGUCUGUCGAAGGUAAAAAAUCCGAAAUAUCUACCGUGUUAUCACACAUUUUGUGAGUCCUGUAUUCAGACUUACAUUUCAAGUACGGCGACACAUAAGGAGAAUGAAACAUUAAAAUCGAUAGAAUGUCCAGUGUGUCGAAGAUGUAUCGAGGCUCCACGGAAUGACAUUUCAAGUGAAGAUUGGGCAUCACAAUUACCAAAAAAUAAACUUCUCUUAACUAUAUCUGUAGAUCCCGGACAAGAUGAAAAUAAAUUAUGCAUGAUUUGCAAACGACUGGAGAAAACUGUACCUGCAAACCACUGGUGUAAAGUUUGUAUGGAAGCUAUUUGCGAAGAUUGCAAAUCAUUACAUAGAGUUGUACAAAGUUUGCAGAAUCAUAAAGUUAUCAGUCUUUUAAAUAUCAAGGAGCUGAAAAGUGAAGUUGAGAUAGAGGAGUUCUGCCUCUUACACAAAGGGAAGGCACUUGAUUUGUUUUGCCACGACCAUCAAGAGCUAUGUUGUAGUCUAUGCCUUGUCAAACAGCAUAAAUGGUGUAAGAAUGUUAACUCAGUUGAGGAUAUAGCUCUGGAGAUUGACCGAGAUGGAAUUCAAAAGACUGCUUUAAGAUAUAUCGGUUUGGAGAAAACUGUUAACGAUAUUCUAUCAGAAAACCUGAAAAAAGUAUCAAAACUUCACUCCAGGAAGCAAGAAAUCUGUAAGGUCACUGAAGAGAAAGUUCAAGAAAUCAAAUCAUUAUUGGACAAUGCACAUGCCAUGUGGCUGAAACGCUUUGAACAGAAUCACGCAGACUCCGUUGGAAACAUUGAAAUUGCUUCUGAGGAGUUGAGACGAUUUUCCACUACAGUACAUGAAGCAAGAACAAUGUUACAAUCAGUGUUGAAGAAUGGGUCUUCUAAACAAUUGUUUGUUACAAAUUAUAGAUUACAAAAUCAGAUAUCUGACCACAUCAAUCGUUUGAAGUCUUUGGAUGUUUGGAAUUUCUCGGAGGAUUAUAAGCAACACAGCUCAGAUUUUCUGAAUCAAAUUUCUAAAGCAAACAAAUUUGAAGACGUAGUGUUGUCUAAAUUACAAUCUACGGCAUUGAAGAGAAUUUUAUUAGACGCUCCAGACAAAGAUGAUAUAUUAAAAAAAAGACAAAUCAUGUCUCAAAAGGACUGGAUGAAAGUCACAUUUAAGAAAGUAUCACAGAUUACCGGUUUCGCAGAAAGAGUUUAUUAUGGCUUAUUUACACAUGACACAAGAAUUAUUAUCUUUUACUAA